Messenger RNA from Lycium ferocissimum, 2220 nucleotides. RefSeq names its product protein NRT1/ PTR FAMILY 4.5-like. NCBI's taxonomy places the organism in Eukaryota, Viridiplantae, Streptophyta, Magnoliopsida, Solanales, Solanaceae. Gene Ontology annotation, molecular function: transmembrane transporter activity. Gene Ontology annotation, biological process: transmembrane transport. The transcript is spliced from 5 exons. Gene Ontology annotation, cellular component: membrane. The record is from RefSeq and is a predicted model, not a curated record. The coding region runs from base 277 to 2025 and encodes 582 amino acids.
UGCUUCGUGAGAGCUACAUUACAAUGAUUUUGCAAGGGGAAAUAGUCCCCAUCUAGUACCUUAGAAUAUUAGUAUCUAGUACAAACGUUGCUUAGAGUGAUGGCAUCACAAAAAUUAAAGCACAAAUAAUUAAUAUGAUCUCCGUACAUGUGUAGGUCAAUUUGUCAAGUGAUAAAGCUGGAGGAUACAACGUUAAAAUUAUGAAAGAUAUGAAGAACUUUUAUUAAGUAUUUGCCACCUUUAAGUUUUGCUUGCAAAAGAGAAGCUACAAUUGAAAUGGAAAUUUGCAGAAAUGUCGAGACUGAAGCAGAGCAACUUCCAAACAAGGGGGGAACUAGAGCAGCUCUUUUUGUCUAUGCUGUGGCGGGGAUCGAUACCAUGGCUUUUAUUUCAAAUGGUGUGAGCCUGGUUACUUACUUCUAUGGGUACAUGAACUUGAGCUUAACAAAAUCUGCCACUACUGUCACAAACUUCAUGGGAACUGCAUUUUUACUCUCAUUAUUUGGAGCAUUUCUCUCAGAUACUUACUUCUCCAGAUUCAAGACUUGUGUCUUGUUUAGCAUCAUUCAAGUUUUGGGAUAUGCACUUCUAGCAGUUCAAGCACAUUUCAGCCAACUGAGACCAUUUCCCUGCAAGGAUGUGCCUUUAAGCCAAAACAAUCAGUGUCAAUCUGCAGAUAGAGGCCAAUUGGCAAUCUUAUAUGGAGGUGUUUAUCUGAUAGCACUUGGAAACAGUGGAGUCAAAGCAGCUUUGCCAUCUUUAGGUGCUGAUCAAUUUGAUGAAAAAGAUCCCAAAGAGGCUGCUAAGUUAUCAAGUUACUUCAACUGGCUAUUGUUCUUCAUCACCAUUGGAGCCAUGCUUGGUGUUACAUCUUUAGUCUGGAUAAGCGACAACCAAGGAUGGGAUUGGUCAUUUGGUGUCUGCUCUGUAGCAGUUGGUUUGGCAAUCCUGCUCUUGACCGUGGGAAAACGGUUCUAUAGAAACAAUGUUCCUAAAGGAAGCCCUCUAAUGCGCAUUUCACAGGUUUUUGUUGCAGCUUUUAGAAACAGAAAUCUCCCACCACCACAGCACAAAGACGAUUUACAUCAGAUCAAGGGUAGAGAACCUGAAAAUGGAACUGAGAUUCUUCAAAGGACUGAUCAAUUCAAAUUUUUGGACCGGGCAGCAAUAAUGAGGAUUAAUCAGGAGGCAUCCACAUCAAGUGUACAUGGACCAUGGAGCCUUUGUUCUGUCUCACAAGUUGAAGAAACAAAAAUUGUAGUCAGAAUGCUCCCAAUUAUACUGAGCACCGUCUUCAUGAACACCUGUAUGGCUCAACUACAGACCUUCACCAUCCAACAAAGCAUAACAAUGAACAGAAAAAUCCAAAACUUUGAAAUCCCAGCGCCUUCCAUACCUGUAAUUCCUCAACUAUUUCAAAUCUUCCUGAUCCCAGUCUACGAUCGUAUCUUUGUCCCAAUAGCAAGAAAAUUCACGGGGAUCCCUUCAGGGAUUCGACAAUUGCAACGUAUAGGUUUUGGACUAGUACUUUCAGCAGUUUCUAUGGCAGUAGCUGCAGUUGUUGAAAGUCACAGGAAAUCAGUUGCCAUUAACCAUAACAUGGUUGAUUCCGCUGGUCCAUUACCUAUAAGUGCGUUCUGGCUUGGAUACCAAUUUGUAAUAUUUGCAAUGGCUGAAAUAUUCACAUUGGUGGGGUUGUUGGAUUUCUUUUAUGCAGAGAGCACAUCGGGCAUGAAAUCACUGAGUAUGGCCGUUUCUUGGUCCUCACUGGCAUUUGGGUACUUCACAAGCUCAGUAGUGGUGAGUGUAAUUAACAAGGCGAGUGGUGGCUGGUUAGCUAAUAACAACUUGAACAGAGACAAGCUUGACUACUUCUAUUGGUUGCUAGCAGGAGUCAGUGUGCUGAACUUUGGCUUCUAUUUGCUGUGUGCUUCUUCGUAUAAGUAUAAGAAGCCAGAACUGAACCAAGAAGAUGCUAUCUCUGAUAAGAAGGCCAAAGGAAAAAUGGAAACAUGUGUUCUCUAGGAAAUAUGCAUCCUCAUGAUGUUUGACCAAAAUUAUGUUAUAUAAUAAUAUUGUGCUUGUGACCAUAUUACACAGAGUCCAUGUAAUCCUGCAUCGUGUUUUUAGUUGAUCGAAUAUUCAAAGGUGCAAGUAUCAGUAUCCAAUGUACCUAAACCAAAUCAAGGAGAAGAAGUCCUGGGCAUGAAAGUGUAUGGA